Molecule: messenger RNA, 2170 nt
Organism: Oldenlandia corymbosa var. corymbosa
Lineage: Eukaryota; Viridiplantae; Streptophyta; Magnoliopsida; Gentianales; Rubiaceae
Source: the annotation of a GenBank genome assembly
AAAUAACUGCCAUCAUCUCAUCCUUAAUUUGUACAUUAAGGAGAGUAAGGGGCAAAGAGAAAUCUCUUUAGCUUUCAAAAUCUUUGGCUCUGUAUUACUCUCCUUUGUACAUAUAUGUUUUAGAUACUAUAUAUAUAUUUAGUUUCUAUAGGGUGCAUUACCAGGUGAUUGUGUAGAUAAAGUACCCCUAAUACCUUAGAAAUUAAUAAAAGAAAAAUUAUAUCAGAACUUUUAUUUUAUUUUUUUGGGCAUCUUGUUACAGUUUGAAGAAGCAAGGAAAAAAAAUACAGCAAAAAUGGCCGAACAACUUUACAAAUCAAAGAUCACUCCUUAUGUCUUCGGUUCUUGGAUCAUGGCCGCCUUUGGAGGCCUUAUGUUUGGUUACGACAUUGGUAUUUCUGGUGGUGUGACUGGCAUGGAUGAUUUCUUGUUAUAUUUCUUCCCAAGAAUUUAUGAGAGGAAAAUGCAUGCAAGUGAAAACAACUACUGUAAAUAUGAUGAUCAAAUCCUUCAGCUCUUCACAUCAUCCUUGUAUUUGGCUGCCCUUGUUUCAAGCUUUUUUGCAUCAAAGGCAUGCUCAGUCCUUGGACGCAAGCCAACCAUUCUUUUGGCUUCCACCUUCUUCAUGGCUGGUGCUUCUUUGAGUGCUGCUGCUCAAGCUGGUUGGAUGCUCAUUUUGGGUAGAAUCCUCUUCGGUAUUGGAGUUGGUUUUGGAAAUGAGGCUGUACCAUUGUUUUUGACAGAAAUUGCACCAGUCCAUCUUAGGGGUGCAGUCAACAUCCUCUUCCAACUCUUUGUCACCAUUGGUAUCUUCAUAGCUAACCUAGUUAACUAUGGAACAUCCUUUCUCCAUCCAUCUGGAUGGAGAGUUUCCCUCGGGCUGGCCGGCAUUCCCGGAUUCAUGCUCUUCAUUGGAUCCCUCAUCAUCACAGAAUCACCAACCAGUCUUGUUGAACGCAACAAAAAGGAAGAGGGAAAGUUGGCCCUAAAGAAGAUCAGGGGGGUGGAUGACGUGGAAGCCGAAUACAACGAGAUCUUGCUUGCCUGCGAGAUUGCUAGCCAAAUCAAGCACCCAUUCAAGAACUUGAUGAAGAAACAAAGCAUGCCCCCAUUGAUCAUUGCUGUCCUUCUCCAAGUUUUCCAACAAAUGACUGGAAUCAAUGCCAUUAUGUUCUAUGCCCCUGUGCUUUUCCAGACAUUGGGAUUCAAGAGUGAUGCUUCUCUCUUGUCUUCUGUCAUUACCGGACUUGUCAACGUUGGAAGUACCUUUGUCGGUGUCUUUGGUGUUGAUAAAUUCGGUAGGAGGAAAUUGCUUCUCCAAGCUUGUGUUCAGAUGUUGAUCUCUCAGGUUGCGACGGGUUCCAUCUUAUUAAACCACCUGAAAUUGACGGGAUCACUGGACAAGAACCUUGCCGCCGUGGUGGUGUUCUUCGUCUGCUUCUUCGUGAUGGCGUUCGCGUGGUCGUGGGGCCCACUGGGCUGGUUGAUCCCGAGCGAGACGUUCCCGUUGGAGACCAGAACCGCCGGCUACGCCUUCGCCGUCAGCUCCAACAUGCUUUUCACCUUCAUCAUUGCUCAGGCUUUCUUGUCAAUGAUGUGCCACCUCCAAGCCUACAUCUUCUUCUUCUUCUCCGCGUGGAUCGUCGUCAUGGGUCUUUUCGUCAUCUUCCUCUUGCCGGAAACCAAAGGAAUCCCGAUCGAACACAUGGUGGAUAGAGUCUGGAAGCAACAUCCAGUGUGGAAGAAGUUCUUCGAUGAUGAUGAACCAAAGGACCACGAGAUGGCUUAAUUUAAUUAAUUUCUCAUUUUUCAUCUUAUAUUAUUAUAUAUAAUAAUAUAUUUUAGUGAUAUUGUGAAAGUGGAAAAUCAAAAAGAAGAAGAAAAUUUUUAAGGGGAAAGGGAAAAAAAAUUUAAAAAAAAAGACUGACUUUAAAGUUGUUGAUGAGAUGAACGAAGUUAUAUCAGAUGUGUUUUAUUUUCUUAUAUUAAUAAUUAAUCUCUCCUUUUUUUUUCUUCUUCUUUUUUGCGUGUGCUAUCUGAGUGAAUUUUGGUUCUUUCAUCCAUCUAUCUAAUACUACAUUUUUGUAUCUUGAAAUUAUAUUAUCAAAGAAAAAAAAGGCCUUUUUCUUCCAUUGAUUUAAAGUUUGUGCUAGCUCUUACUAUUGUUUUC